AUGUUGGAACACCUCUCGUUUCUUCGCAUCUUUCUGAGCCUAGUGCUCAUUGGAGUCGUGAUUGUCAUUCGACGUCUUUAUUGGCAUCCUCUCAGCAAGUUCCCGGGUCCUGCCUUGCCAGCCUUGACCAGCUUCUACCAGUUCUACAUCUUCUGGACCCAUCAGGAGGGAAACUGGUAUAGCAAACUCCACGAGAAAUACGGCCCUGUGGUCCGUUGCGGCCCCAACCACCUCUCCUUCAACGACCCUUCCAUGGUCAGCACAGUCUACCACAGCAAAGUCGACAAGACGGGCUUUCACCAAGAGUUUUCUUGCCCCGCUGCUGUCUUUAACAAAAAGUCUCAUAUCGACCAUGCCGUGGCUAAGCGUCGUUUCGCCCAUGCGUACUCUCUACCCCGGGUCCAGCUCCUCGAACCUGCGCUAGAUGACCAAGUCAUCAGGUUUAUGUCAAAUCUGGCAGCAGAGAGCCAAAAAGAUCCCCUUGUCGACUUUGGAACAUGGAUCAGGUACUUUUCGUUUGAUGUCAUCACAGCCAUGUCUCUGGGUACCCCAGUUGGAUUCAUGGACGCCAAGGAUGAUAUCCGUGGCCUCAUCCGUAACAUGGAAGAGACAGCUGUCCGUGAGCAGCGACUCUCCCUUUUCCCACCCAUUUCAGCCUUUGCGCGCAAUAAUCCGCUGGGGCGGCGCCUCUUCGUGUCCCGUCCGAGUGAUCGUCGGGGGCUAGGACUUUUCAUGGCGGAGAUCCGUCAGGAGGUACAGCAGCGUCGCGCAUGCGCCGCCAAGCCCAAGUACGAGCAUUCAAUGCUAGACCAAUGGCUGGCCUCAUCUUCGUCAGAUGGCCAAGGGAUUCCUCAGCAGGAGAUUGAGGAUGAACUUCUAAUGGACAUGAUGGCUGGCCCGGAUUCCAUCGCCCUAAUGGCCACUAACCUCGUCUUCCUUGUCGCCGAUCAGCGCCCGAUCCUGCAACGAGCCCAAGCUGAGGUGGAUGCCGCUUAUGCAGACGGGCGCCUCAGCGGACAAGUCCCCACGUACGAAGAGUGCCGGCGGCUCCCAUUCAUCACGGCCUGCGUUAACGAGGGCCUCCGCUUCGUGGCGUCUACCUUCCCGCGCCGCCGGGCCUCGCCACCGGGACGGCCCUUUUCGCUCAGCGGCAUACACGUCCCCCCCGGCACGUCAGUGUCGUCGAGCGCCGCCAUGAUUGGCCGCCAUCCGGACCUCUACGGUGAGCAGGCGGAUCAAUUCCUGCCCGAUCGGUGGCUGGCUGCAUCGCCGGAGCAGUUGCAGGAAUGGGCCCGGCUUGAUGUCCACUGGGGAGUCGGAGUCCGCAAGUGCCUUGGCAAGCAUGUAGGGUUGAUGGCUCUAUACAAGACCCUUGUCACGCUCGUCCGGUCUUUUGAUCUCCAACUCGAAGAGACGACAACCAUUAAUCGAUGGAGCUACCCGUCCUCUGAGCAUAUGCUGUUGACCCCUCAUACGCCGCCCACUCAGUGA
Molecule: messenger RNA, 1491 nt
Organism: Fusarium falciforme
Lineage: Eukaryota; Fungi; Ascomycota; Sordariomycetes; Hypocreales; Nectriaceae
Exons: 7
Coding region: 1-1491 (496 amino acids)
Molecular function (GO): heme binding; iron ion binding; oxidoreductase activity, acting on paired donors, with incorporation or reduction of molecular oxygen
Source: RefSeq, a predicted model, not a curated record